CAAGGUUCAUUGCCACUGUGGCUCAGGACCUCUCGAGGCGCCCGCGGACCGCUGCCGAGCAGCUCCUUGCCCGGGGGCGUGGUAGUUGACCGAUGGGAAAGGCAGGCCAGGCACGCUGCGUUCACCGCACAUUCGGCAAGAAGACGAAGGUGAAGAGCGCGGGCAAGGCGUCGAAGGCCGCCACCCCGCCCAAGCUGAAGAAGGGUCUCGAGGCCGGCUCGGUUCUCAUCCUGCUCGCGGGCAGGUUCCGCGGCCGCCGCGUGGUGUUCUUGAAGCAGCUCGAGACCGGUCUGCUGCUCGUCACGGGCCCAUACGCGAUCAACGGGGUGCCCCUCAGGCGCGUGAACCAGCGAUUCUGUAUCGCGACAAGCGCCAAGGUGGACCUGAAGGGCGCAGACUAUUCGAAAGUCGAUGACGCCUACUUCACCAAGGAGGCGAGCAAGAAGAAGUCCGCAGCGAUGUUUGCCGCUGACGCCGAGAAGAAGGGCAUCUCAGAUGAGAAGAAGGCAGGCCAGAAAGGCAUGGACGACAAGGUGGUGAAGGGCCUGGCAGCCGACAUGAAGGCCUAUCUGAAGGCUAAGUUUUCUCUGUCAGAUAAGAUGUACCCCCAUGAGCUGAAGUUCUGAGUGGACCCAGCCGCGCUGCGUGGAUCAUGAGUGUAUUGGCAGUGAGGGCAGACUUGAUGGAGGAGCGCCACUAUACUUCGCGCGGUAAAACCAUAAACACGUGCAA
This is a messenger RNA of Prorocentrum cordatum, 732 nucleotides long. The record is from the annotation of a GenBank genome assembly. NCBI's taxonomy places the organism in Eukaryota, Dinophyceae, Prorocentrales, Prorocentraceae.